AACGUUCUUUCUACGAUAGAAAACGAUGAACAUUUUACGUAGAGAUAUUACGCGAAGGGAUUCGAGUUUUGAAAUCAUGCGCGAUCUACGAUAUAUACGAUUUGUAUGCACGCGCCUGCGUGCACAUAGAUACACAUACGCACAUAGUUACAUAUACAAUCAUACUACGUCGUUUAGGAGAGCUACGAUAAUCUGGCAAUUACACAACGCUCUCUCGAAGCCACAAUCGUUGCCAUGUAAUGGAGGCGAGGAACACCGAUGUGUUCCGGCAUUACGAAUGGGAGUACCGAAAGCUAUUGUAUUUCGCAAGGAGAGUUCCGUCCGUCCUCGCUCGAUAGCGAAACGCGGCUGUCGUUUCGUGCUGGUCAAAGCUGUAUACGCGUCUCGAUCGCGUGUUUACGCGUUCACCAUGUCGGUGCGUUAUCGAUCCGAACGGGAUUACGCUUCGUCGGCUAAUGUCAACCAUCGGAAUUCUAAGCUUAUUCGUAUUUACGAGCCCUGUGCUAUCGCUUCGUUUUUAUUACACGUUCUUGCUAACGGCGAUAAAACAAAAACAACAAAACGCUUUAUGAAUUAUGUUAUAAGUUCUGCGAAUUGUUUUAAUUAAAAAAAAAAAAAAAAAAAAAAGAAAGAAAAAGCACAAAAAAAAAAUAAGAAGAAGGUAAUAUUAAGUAGGGUAAAACGUAUAGAAUAAUAAUAUCUUAUUGGAUCUUUUUCUCUUACUUUCUUAAUUAGCAUACGAUCUUCCGAUGUAGGAAUUCUGAAGGAUAAAUACUUUCACGUGAACGUUAUAUGCGAUCGUCUCGAUCAUUCGUUGAAACUCUCUAACGUGGAAAUAAAAUUUAUAGAGAGAAAAAAUAAGAAAAAAGAAAAAGAAAACAAAAGAAAAAAAAAA
Vespa mandarinia (Asian giant hornet) is the source of this 895-nucleotide messenger RNA. RefSeq lists its product as uncharacterized. The record is from RefSeq and is a predicted model, not a curated record. Lineage: Eukaryota; Metazoa; Arthropoda; Insecta; Hymenoptera; Vespidae.